This is a messenger RNA of Emericellopsis atlantica, 243 nucleotides long. RefSeq lists its product as uncharacterized. Lineage: Eukaryota; Fungi; Ascomycota; Sordariomycetes; Hypocreales; Bionectriaceae. The transcript has 2 exons. The coding region runs from base 1 to 243 and encodes 80 amino acids. The record is from RefSeq and is a predicted model, not a curated record.
AUGCCUCUCAUCAACCCAGUGCAGAGCAAUCCCAAGGAUUCGACCGAGGAGUGGAUGAACAAGCUCAUGGGAAAGACCAUCUCAGACUCCGAGUCGAGCGCCACCGCCUUCUCCAAAAAGGAUCUGCCGGAGGGUCAUCGCGUCGUUGGCCCCAACACGAGGACGACGAGGGACAUCAACCCAGACCGGCUGACGAUUAGCACCGACGAGCAGGGCAUUGUCACCAAUGUUGGCUUCAACUGA